GACUAAGCUCCUUGACCAAAACCUUAAUAUUUCUCGAUACAUAUCCUUGCGCAUUACAUUAUGAUUACUCCAGCCUCUUUUGGAUCUGAUUCUUCCCAAUGCUCGUCACAGCCAUUGCAGCACUUGGUUGCCCAGACUCAAAUUGUCGGAUUCUCUCCGUCCAUUACCCACAGCUCAACCAUUACUUUGGUUCCCCCAUCGCAGCCGACAGAUCAAAGCUUGAUCCACUCUUCUGAUUUUGAUGCAGUAUCGCACUCGAGCCAUGUCAGUUGGAUCAGUAUUGGCAUCAAUCGCCAUGUUCGAUUCAACAGCAGCACAAGCAGUCUAGGCAGCAGCGACUCAGAGCAGGCCUCUGAUGCCAUUCAUACCCCAUACACGGCGUUGCAAUCUACCACAUCAACAAGGUCCAAACGCCGACCUCGCACGGUGUUCCCAUCUGCUAUUCCAUCGCUUGCGUUAGAUACUGCAUCUACUAGUGACACCACAGAUAGCGAUCUUGAUAGUGAGGCUGAUGUGUGUGACGCUUCUGGGUUCACUGGUGAACACCAGAACGCUGUGCUGGCCACAGUUUGCGGGUUGCAUCAGGUCAAUACAUUUAGUAAACCCAUUGAUGUUCGACUGACACUAUCUCAACAGCGACACUUGUCAGUUCACACUGCUCAACGUCGGGUAGUCUGUGCUCAUUUGAAUGCAGAGUUUACUCGUCCCCGCACCAUUAGCGUACGCAGAUGAGGCUGUUUAUGAUGGGUGGAUACCAGAUCGGAUGCAUGUUUAGAUUGAAGGUGCUUUGUUUUGCCUGAGCCGACCGAACGAUGCGUGAUCAUGGCAUUGAGAUAGACAGCGAGUAUACACAGCAAUAUACCGAUAUGCAUAAACAUCUUAUGUCUAAUCGCAUAUAUUGUUCAUGACUUGCUUUUCUCAAAGGCACGGGUUCAGUAGUGGGCGUAGUCACAGAUCGCUUCAAGGGUUAAAUUAACAAUUGCCAGCACUUAUUCUGGUCCUAGUUUGAGCGAUGCCUGCGAGCUGUGGCUCGACCAACUUGAUCUAUUGCUAGCUGUUUCAUUUCAGACACCAGCUGUGUUGUGACUUGUAUUCCAGAGUUGCUUAUUUCACUACGGUCUCUGCUAGUUUCAUGUGCUGUCUGCGGUGCGGCUUUGCUUUAUCUUUUCGUAUAUCGACUCUACUAUUCUAAAGUGGCUUGAAUCGUAUUCCAGCACUUUGUGCCAUGCCGUCUCUUUCAGUGUUACUCUAACCCUAACCCUUUUCUGGCGGCAUACCAUUCGCUUUGCUCCGACAUCUUUCUAUUAGACUUUUGACCUUUCUGGUUUCAACUCACAACAGACCCAUAAUAUCCUCACUUGCACCAAAUCUCCACACUAAUAUCCAUCUGAUUACUUUUUGUUGCUACAGCAAGAUGUUUUCUUGCUACAUCCAUACCAAAAUAGCUUCGUUUUGCAUGCACUAGUUUUUGAAUAAUAAAAGUUUGAUUCUAG
Messenger RNA from Batrachochytrium dendrobatidis JAM81, 1493 nucleotides. RefSeq lists its product as uncharacterized. The record is from RefSeq and is a predicted model, not a curated record. The transcript has a single exon. Lineage: Eukaryota; Fungi; Chytridiomycota; Chytridiomycetes; Rhizophydiales. The coding region runs from base 61 to 732 and encodes 223 amino acids.